This is a messenger RNA of Pelagomonas calceolata, 2096 nucleotides long. NCBI's taxonomy places the organism in Eukaryota, Pelagophyceae, Pelagomonadales, Pelagomonadaceae. The record is from the annotation of a GenBank genome assembly.
CGUGCGCUGUGCGUCCGCGGUGACAAAUUAUUGCUCUUGCGGAUCGCUGCGCACCCCAGGCGGUCUGCUUGACCAAGCCUUUGCGUUGCCGGAGGCGUCGCGUAGCUUUUUUGCUUGGGAGGCCUCGCGCUGCUCUCCUGUGCCACAGCCUGAAAUACGGUGCUGGCGCCGCGAGACAAUCCGCAGCGCUUGACUUGUGCAACGCACGUGCCUGAAACACACUCACUGAUCUCUGCUCGCUGCGCGGUCAACGAUGGCGCGCGCCGCCGCCCUUCUGCUGGCACUGAGCACUGCCUGGGCCGCAACAAAAGAAGACGACCGCGUCACGUCGAUCCCGGGCUUCGAAGAGCAAUUCCAGCAGGGCCUCGGCUUCGACGUCUACAGCGGCUACCUCGACGUCGACGUGCCAAAAGCCUCGACGGGCUACGAUUCGCUCUCGAUCCACUACGAGCUCCACACCUGCCGUGCGAAGGACUGCCCGCUCGCGCUCUGGCAUCAAGGCGGGCCCGGCGGCUCGGCCGUGUUUGGGGCCUGGACGGAGAUGGGCCCGUUCCAGUUGAUGGCCCAGGGCCCGGUCUACAACGAGAAGAACGCCUGGAACCAGGCGGCGCACAUGUUGUACCUCGAGAGCCCGGCCGGCUCCACGAUCGCGGGCGCCCAGACGGGCUACUCGACGUGUUUCAUUGACGGGAAGAAACAGGACGCCUGCAAGUGGACGGAUGUCACUCAAGCGGUGGCCUACGCCCACACGAUCGAGGCCUUCCUCGAGAAGUUCCCCGAGUACAAGUCCAGUGAGUUGUAUCUGACGGGCGAGAGCUACGCCGGCCAGUACGUGCCGAACAUCGCCUACCACGUGCUGCAGUCUUCAUAUAGUUUCAAGAUCACGGGAUUAGCUGUGGGAAAUGGUUGUUGGGGCGGCACCCAAACUAGCGUCCAGUGCAACGGGCCGAACGCCGAGCGCAACGACAUAGACAUAUAUUACGGCAAGGGGAUGCUUCCCGACAAGCUCUACACCAAGAUCCAGGCCACCUGCGACUGGGACGCCAUUGCGGAGGGCGACGACGACGACGACUCGUUACCCGUGGCCGGGGCGUCGGCGGCCUGCAAUACGUUGUUAGAUCAAGCCGAGGACGCUGUGGGGCCGUUCAACAUCUACGACAUCUACGACGACUGUCCCUUGCUGUGUGGAAAAUCAACCGUGGGUUCGAUUUUUUCAGGUGUAGUAAUGGGCACAGUCGCGUCGAUGGCGUGGCGCGCCUGAAAUUUGAUUUCCACACAGGCCCGCUCGCCGACGCCUGGCACGCGACGAAUCCCCACGUCUCGCAGCGCGCCGUGCGGGCGUUCCACCGCGGCCGCAUGCACCUGAGUCGCUUGGAGCUCGACGCCGCGUUCGAAGCGGCUUUUGAUGUCAAUGGAGGCUACCCCUGGGACUGCAGCUCCGACAGCGCCCUCGACGGCUACUUCACGCGGGCGGACGUGCAGGCAGCGCUCCACCUCAAGGGCCCGGGAAGCGGGUUCAAGUACAAGCAAUCCGGCCCCGCGUCGCAGCUCCUCUGGCCCCACCUCGUGCAGCACAUGCGCGUGCUCAUCUACAACGGCGACGCCGAUUUAUGCGUCCCCUACAAAGGAAACGAGGAGCUCGUCACAAAUCUGGAGACUGCCGGUUCGUUGGUGGAAAAAGCACCGUGGCAGCCGUGGUACGCCGAGAGAGGCUCGCAGAAGGCGCCGGCCGGCUACGUGACGACGUACAGCGUCCCGGGCAAGACGUUUCCAUCGAAGGGCCCGGAUGCAUCCUUCCUCACGAUCCGCCUGGCGGGCCACAUGGUCCCGACGUUCCAACCGGAAGCCGCUCUAGCCUUCAUCGCGCGCUUCUUCCGGGGCGAGGCGUUCUAGGCGCCUCCGCGGCAGCGUGGAGGCCGUGGAGAAGCCACCAGCACGCCUCGCCGCGACCGCGCGCCGCCUCGACGGCGUGGCCAUCGCCGCGACGGCGCGAUACUAAGUAUACUAUGUGAUUACCCGAGCGCGCAGCCACCAGCAUGCGGCGACGGCGUGGGGGGGCACGCCAUCGACGCAACUAAGUAUAUCUAUGUGUAAAA